This is a messenger RNA of Cordyceps fumosorosea ARSEF 2679, 1167 nucleotides long. RefSeq names its product exo-beta-1,3-glucanase. The record is from RefSeq and is a predicted model, not a curated record. Lineage: Eukaryota; Fungi; Ascomycota; Sordariomycetes; Hypocreales; Cordycipitaceae. The transcript is spliced from 6 exons. Bases 1 to 1167 code for a protein of 388 amino acids.
AUGUCGUGUUGUGUCGCCGGUGGUCCCGCGGCCGACUCCGACGCGGCCGACAAGAUUCGGCGCGUCGCGCUCGAGGCUGUCCAGCGCGAGAAGCUUUCCGAGAUGCAGAGCGCCCUAGAUAAGCUGCAUGACUUGCCUGUGAUCGACAGGGGUGGCCUCGAGACGCUCUCGAUAAAAUGUGCCCCGAUGUUGGACGUGGACAACCUGGACUCUGCGUCGCCUUCUCAGCUUCAGUCCCAGUUUUUCAUGCCCUGUACCUGGCCGCAUGUCACGGACUGUCAGUCUGAGGAUUGCCAAAAACGAAUCAUGGAUAUUGCUGAUUCCAAGAAUAUUGCCAUUUACAACAUUUUUGCCGAGGGCGUCGAGGAGGCGGGAAGCACCGAGAACUACGCCCUCGCACAGGAGGACACUCAGCAAGGUUUUACUUCCCAGGCUUGUCUUUGGUACCCCGAAGACGAUUUUGAGAUUGUCUAUAUCGGAGAUGAAGUCUACGACGGCCGUCAAGCGCGGCUUGCAAGCCUCCCUGUUGGAGGCGAGAAGUCGACAAUUACAAUCACUCCUAACCCAGUCACCACGGACAAGGCCGAGUUCUCCAACGUCAGAGUUCUGGGAACAGAAAGCGAUGGCGUUGUGCUUCAGGCAAGGACAAGUAUCCCUCUCGGCAAUGGCACCGUCCUUCUGCCUUACAAGGACAAGGGCGGCAAAAUGACAAGCACCGAACGAAUCUUUGUCUUUCCUCCUUGGCCAGAAUACACGACCUGGCCGCUCGAAGUUCACCACAGCGACAAAGUGACUAGCAACCCAGCACAGAGUUUCAAGACUCAUGAGCCUACCCUACCAAUUGAGCCCGCGGAUCCGAAGUUUACGCCUACGCCGACGCCGACUGAGACCUCGAUCGAGAACCCCAACCUAACAGAGUUCCAGUCUCACUGCACAGAGACAGAGUGCGAGGGAGAAAAGGAUGAUGAUGACCGUGGGGCUUUCAUUUUCUUCCGAGUUCGGUGCGAUGAUCUUUGGUUCUUCAACUUCUGCAUCGACACGAAUAAUCACAAGAUCAAAGGCUGGAAAUUCCGACUUCGCCAAAGCAGCAAGUUCGGACCUGGCCCGCCUCCUAUUGUCAUUGACUAUCCCACGCAAAUCAUCUACCCUCCUAUCCUGCCUCCUUGA